GUUCAUUUCCUGCAAUUGUGCAAAAGCCUAAACCCUGAAACUCGAGUAAGAGAGAGAGAGUGAGCAGAUACAUCAGAAGCCAUGAAAAGAGCUCUUCUAAGAAAUGCUUCACUCUACACUCGCAACUUUCUAUCAUCUCCUUCAAUUUCUUCAAAACCAAUUCAAUCAAUUCAAAAUGUAAUUUUACCCCCAUUUUCUCACGUCUUUUCGCGCAGGUUCUUCUCUUCUGAAGAUGAUUCUUCCGACCAAAAUCCCCAACCACCCCCUCCUCCCGAGACCAGCUUGGCGCAACCCGAGGUCAAAGAUCCCACAAUUGGUGUUGAAGAUAUCGGCAAUAAAGAGCUGAAACUGAGGAUAGAGAAGUACUUCAAGGGUGAUGAAGAGGCGCUUCCAUCGGUCCUCGAAGCCAUACUAGCAAGGAGGUUGUUAGGGAAGCAUGAAGAUACUGAUGAUGAGUUGGCGGAAGAACUCCAAUUCACUCCAAUUGAUGACGUAGGCGACAAAGAAUUUGAGUCGGAUUUCGAGGAGAGUCAUAAAACAGAUGAAGAUAUUCCUGACUUGUACAAUGCCAAGGAAAUAGUUGUGAAUAGGAUGAUGGAGGAUGAAUACUAUAACAUGGAUGACCAAAAGUGGAAUGCCAUCGUCCAAGAAGCAACUGAGAAAGGAUUUGCUAGGGAUAUGAGGGAAUGUGAGGAGAUUUUGGAGGAUAUGCGCGAUUGGGAUAAGCUCCUCCCAGAUGACAUUAAGCAGAAGGUCCAAGCAAAGUUUGAUGAGUUAGGAGAUAAAUGUGAACGACAGGAACUUGAGCCUGAGGAAGCAUAUCAGCACUUCAAGGAGUUUGAAGAUCAGAUUGUGGCUGAGUAUAUGGAGAAGGUGGAUGCAGAGGGACCUCCAAAGUCCGAUGAAGUGACUGAGCUUGUAGAGAAAAAAAAGUCUGAUGAUCCACCAGGUGUGGGUCCAAUUCUCAGAUGGCAUACACGGGUGGUAUUUGCUCCAGGUGGUGAUGCUUGGCAUCCUAAAAACAGAAAGGUGAAACUAUCAGUGACAGUCAAGGAGCUUGGACUUUCAAAAUAUCAGUUCCGUCGUUUGAGGGAAAUAGUAGGAAAACGGUAUCAUCCUGGAAAAGACGAGCUAACAAUCAUAAGUGAGAGGUUUGAACACCGUGAAGAGAAUAGGAAAGACUGUCUGAGAACCCUGCUUAAUAUAAUUGAAGAUGCUGGUAAAGCUAAUGCAUUGGUAGAGGAGUCUCGAACGUCAUAUGUCAAACAGAGGCUUAAAGCAAACCCAGCAUUCAUGGAAAGGUUGCUUGCUAAGACAAAGAAGAUCCCAGCUGCUAUUCCUGCAUGAGUUUUCUUUCUCUAGAAUAGAGUUUUGCAAAGUUUGUCAUAGUUCUUUUGGUCGAGGCAGUAUACUCGAUGCAUCAACUUUUUUUGGUUGCUUCAGGUGUCAAAGGGGAAACCUGAAAGUGUAUUGCUGUAGAUGGUUUACAAUGGGAGCCAUUUUUAUCCGAAAUUCUACUCUAGUAGACGUGCACACGAAUGUCAGACUCAUUUUUAGAAAGGAAGCCAUGUUGUAGAAUCUGUUUUGGUUGGUCCAUUGCCAUUUAAAUAAUCGUGCAAAAAUGAUUUUAGGGUUGUAUUAUCUUGAAGGAACAAAACUGACAUAACUUUGAAAUUAAAUUGUUUACUUGUUGACA
Molecule: messenger RNA, 1696 nt
Organism: Spinacia oleracea (spinach)
Lineage: Eukaryota; Viridiplantae; Streptophyta; Magnoliopsida; Caryophyllales; Amaranthaceae
Exons: 4
Coding region: 82-1347 (421 amino acids)
Biological process (GO): mitochondrial translation
Cellular component (GO): mitochondrial small ribosomal subunit
Molecular function (GO): structural constituent of ribosome
Source: RefSeq, a predicted model, not a curated record